AUGAGCUCCGCCGCCGACGCAGCAGAGAAGGCCCCUAAGCUGACCAUAACGCCCCUCCUCAAGCGGCUCUGGCCCCAGCCCGCCAGCGAGGACGUCUCAGCCUCCGAGAUCGCUCUCGCCAUAUCCCACAUCUUCACCAACAGCCUGACCGAUGUCCAGACCGGCGCUCUGCUCACCGCCCUGCACUUCACAGGCCGGGAUCGCCAGGCCGACGUGAUCGCCAAAUGCGCCGAAGCGAUGCGCGAUGCCGCCGCGCCGGUGGAUGAGCAGAGCUUGCGUGCGGUAAUCAAGCGGCGAGGCAAGAAAGAGGGAACCUAUCGCGGAGGUCUGUGCGACAUCGUAGGCACGGGCGGCGACUCCCACAGCACCUUCAACAUCAGCACCACCAGCUCCAUCCUCGCCUCCUCUUUGCUCCUAAUCGCCAAACACGGCAACCGGGCCUCGACCUCCAUGUCCGGCUCCGCAGACCUGCUCUCCAGCACGCUCCCCACCGCGCCCGUCCUCAGCAACGCCGCCCCGACCACCCUCUCCGCAAUCUACGCCGCCACAAACUACGCCUUCCUCUUCGCGCCCGUCUUCCACAAAGGCAUGAAAUACGUCGCCCACAUCCGGCGCCAGCUCGGCUGGCGCACCAUCUUCAACCUGCUGGGCCCGCUGGCCAAUCCGGUCGAGGCGCUGGUCGAGGCACGCGUUGUGGGCGUUGCGAGGAGGGAUAUGGGACCGGCGUUUGCGGAUGCGUUGAGGAUGUCGGGCGCGCGGAAGGCGAUGGUUGUUUGUGGCGAGGAGGAUCUGGAUGAGCUGAGUUGUGCGGGGAGGACGUUUUGCUGGCGGUUGGUCGAGAGGGCGAAUCCGGCGUUUCGGGGCCAGCAAGCGGGAAAGGGAGACGAGGUCGACGGGGAUGAGCAGAGUGACGAGACGUCAGACGACGAUGCCCCGCCGCGGACGGUCGUCGAGGUCGAGGCGUUUACCCUAUCCCCCGAGGAUUUUGGGCUCCCGCCCCACCCGCUCUCGGAAGUCAGCCCGGGGAAAGAACCGCACGAGAACGCGGCGAUACUCAUGCGGCUACUGCGCGGGGAGAUGGCCAGGGACGAUCCGAUCAUGCAUUUUGUUCUGAUCAACACCGCGGCGCUGUUUGUCGUGUCUGGAGUCUGUGAGGCGGACGAGAGUAGCAUGGGGCCAGGCGAUGAUGGGAAGGUGAUCAAGGAGAGAGGGCCCGGUGGUGGGCGCUGGAAGGAGGGCGUCAGGAAGGCGAGGUGGGCUGUCGAGAGUGGGGCGGCGUUGAGGCAGUGGGAUGCUUUUGUGGAAGCGACGCAUGCGGUGGAGAAGCAGUGA
Molecule: messenger RNA, 1332 nt
Organism: Coniosporium apollinis CBS 100218
Lineage: Eukaryota; Fungi; Ascomycota; Dothideomycetes
Product: anthranilate phosphoribosyltransferase
Exons: 2
Coding region: 1-1332 (443 amino acids)
Biological process (GO): L-tryptophan biosynthetic process
Cellular component (GO): cytosol
Molecular function (GO): anthranilate phosphoribosyltransferase activity
Source: RefSeq, a predicted model, not a curated record